AUGGAAGGCAUAUUACGACUGUCAAACGCAGUGUCUGUAAGUGCCUGUGUUUCUCCUCUUAGUGAAUUAGUGAAGCAGACAGGAGAGGAAAACAACUCCUUUGAACGUAUUGUAACUAUCAUGCCACAUGAUUGCACUGACAGCACCGGUUAUGCUACACAGUACGAGGACUGGAUACAUGCGACGCAGUACUGGGCGUGGACCUUGACUGCUGUAGGCGGUGUGGGGAACCUGCUCACCAUCUUGGUCAUUCUGCAUCAGCUGUACAUCGGGUGCUCGUGGAAGCACCGCCCCCGCAGUUCCCUCGGGAGGCAGGACAGCAACUCCCGCUUCGAGAAACCCGUCCUCCCCUUCGAAGGCCACACCCUCCUCCUGCUUCACCUGUGCUUCUGCGACUUCCUGUACUCCGCCGUGAACCUUCCGCUGACGAUCAUCGCCUACGACCAUGCCCUACACGGUGCCAGGGAUAAGCUCGACCGCCUGUGCCCGGUCGCCGCCUUCCUGAGGUACACCAGCGCCCUGGCGGAGUGGCUGACGCUGGGGCUCCUGGCGUUACAACGGUGCGUGGACCUCGGCCGCUGGAGGAGCGCGCGACUCUUCCGGCCCGCGGCCACCGGGUUCCUCAUCGGCGGCGUCUGGGCGGUCAGCAUCGCCCUCCAGCUCGUGCCCUUCGCUAUGGGCGGCUACGGCUACUCCUGCGAAAACUUCAAGUGCGACAUAACGAACGAUGUCCUGAAGACUAUCUUCUACGCCAUCCAGUCGCCUCUGCCGUGUGUCAUGAUGUUCACGGGAUCCGUAGGACUCUUGUACCAGCUGCGGAUGUAUACCAAGGAGAUGGAGAACAUGAAAAUGAUCUCCAACCUGCCGAGGAAGCGUCUGGUGAAGUCCUCCCUCCUCGUGCUAUCCCUCCUGCUCCUCUUCCUCGUCUGCGUGGUCCCCAUCUGCAUCCACAACCUCAUCCUGAAGGACGUCGUCAGCCCGGAAGUCCACAUCCCCGCCGGGUUACUCUUGUACAAGGUCUACUACCUACAAUACGCGAUUAACUUCAUCCUGUACAACAUCAUGAGUGCCAACUUCAGGAGAGCCUAUCGCCGUUUCUUCAGCCUGUUCUUCCCUUCUUGCCGUUCUCCUGUUGGCGGCUUGAGCUCCAUAUACAGUGUUACACUCUCGCCACACAGUGACUCACAGAGGAAAACCCAGGCAGUUUGUAUCCAGCGUGAUUCUGCUAGCAUGUCUAAAAGGUUUUAGAUAGUGUAUUUAUUGUUUUUUUUUUUUUAUCUACUGUAAAUAUAUGUAAAUGCAUAUGUGCGUGUGUUUGUGUAUGUGAAUAUAUGUGUUUAAACAAAUAAACCUUUCGUAGAUAAUCAUUAUGAUUUACUC
This is a messenger RNA of Penaeus vannamei (Pacific white shrimp), 1380 nucleotides long. NCBI's taxonomy places the organism in Eukaryota, Metazoa, Arthropoda, Malacostraca, Decapoda, Penaeidae. The record is from RefSeq and is a predicted model, not a curated record.